CGAAGGUUCAGAUCUUGGCACGUUUUUUCGGCUUCUAUUCAUUAUUCCGCGAGCCACCGGCGUAUUGAUUCGAAGUGGAUCCCACCAAAAAACAAUUUCUACUGGCUGGAGUCUCCGCGAACGUUCUCCUUCGUCGACGUUGCAGUGUGGACGGCAGAUUCAUCAGUUUCCGUACAGAAACAAACACCUCAAACGACAGCCGUGCACCGUGUCUUUCACUCCUUUGAACGGUGGUGCUGGUCUCAAAAGCGUACAGCCAUCGUCCGAUGACGACGCAGCUAAUGCCUUAAUUGUCCGGCGUGGUUUCGUGCGACGACAAGGUGUCGAGGAGAAUAGCGGCGUAAAGCCUGCUCGACCAAAAACAAAUACUUGGAAGUCGAGCCACAUAGAGCUGAACGCCAGAAUCAGUUAUAAACUACUAAAGCUAAGACUGCAUUCAUGCGGUGGAGCUGCGUCGUCUGCUGCGGCAAGGUGCGUUGACCAAUCAGAGGCCAGAACGCACCUUGCCGCAGGAGGAGUGCGGGCUGCAGCUGCGUCCAGGUGCUCGCCACCAGUGGACGCACGAGACUUGGUAUCUACUGCAGAAUUGGAGAAUGUGCGCAACACGAGGAUUUUAGAGAAGAAACGAGAAAA
Molecule: messenger RNA, 633 nt
Organism: Ilex paraguariensis (yerba mate)
Lineage: Eukaryota; Viridiplantae; Streptophyta; Magnoliopsida; Aquifoliales; Aquifoliaceae
Source: the annotation of a GenBank genome assembly